GAGAGGUGCAUAUCUAAAAAAAAUCAACAUCAAACAAGCUGUAAUAAGGCGUAAUUUUUAUUAGUGCAAGUGGUUCGACGGCUUCUUCAUACAUCAAUUUUAUUUUAUUGACACUAGAAGAUUUCCAUGAUUUUUAUUUAAUGAGCAAUAAAAAGGUUCGGCAUUCAUCCAAUAAUAUUUGAGGUCCAGAGAUCCUUCUUUCUUUCUUUACAGCAAAGCAAAAGGUUCUAAAUAAUUCUCCAUCCCCCAACCACCGCCUCGCUACCACCAUCCAUCCACCCACCGUGUGUUAUAACUGAAUUAUCAGCAGCCAAACCACACGACUUUUAAUAUUAUAAUAAUCAAGUAUACAUGCAUAACUACUGCACAGGAGAAGGGUUAACUAACUUCAUGUUCACAUCAGUUUUUAGUUACGUUUCAGAUUUUAUUUAGAAAGGACGUGUGCAUGCACAUUUGUAUGCAUUCCACGCCGUUACAUAUUUAACUCUCAUCUCCAUCUCAUCAGAUCACAUUUCACCACUUAAUUGCACCACAAACAUUUAUGUGUAAUGACAGGUGCUAAGAUUCACAAAAUAAUUAAGACGCACACCCCAAGACAGAAAACAAUCCCAUGAAAAAAAAACGAUUUCCAGACACACUUCAAAAAGCAGGACAAAAUUUAAAGUGAUUCGUCCUGCAUGUUAAUAUUGGGAUUUUUGUGUGGAGUGAUUCAAGUGGUCUAGCUUGUAAUGAAAAGUGACAACUGCAGGGCGAGUUAUUCGAGGUAUAUUUAUCCGUAUUAUUAUCGUGUCAAUGUAGGUAAAUGAAUGAAUGAGUUAAAGUGAAUAAUCAGCAGUGUACAUAAAUGCAGAAUUUUAUCGCACGUAUGUCAGACUCGGAGGACGGACAGAUUCAGACUCAUCAGUCCUUGAAUGAAUGAAAUCAGAACAAUACUUCAUAAUAAUUAUAUCGAUUUCAUUCCAACUUUAAACUGUAUUGCUCCUGGUGACGGACGGAUACAUAUUCACGUGCGAAGCAGUUGUUUAAAUUUUCUAAAAGGCGUAUGGUUUCCAUUCUGUUUAAUAGUGGUGUUUUAGGCCAAGCUGAAUUUAAACAUGUGAGAUAAAUGUUUAUGUAGAUAGAUAACUCCAGUCGUAAAAUUGGCAACUCUUAUGACCUCGGAUUUAUAGCAACUUGUUGUUGUGACUCUAACUUCGUGAUUCUUGGUUUUGCAUAACAUCUUAAUUAAUCCAUCGAUUUUUGACACAAUUUGUCACCAUGUCUCACAAAGUGGUCGACAUUGAAUCCCAAAUUCCUCUGACAUCACCGUCGUCCUCCUCCUCGUCCACAUUAUUCAGCCCGACUGGAGGAACGACCAGUCCCAUAGCGACCACACCCUUGCUCUCCUCCACUCCUGAAGUGGAGGGGAGUGAAAAGGACUCCAUUCUUAAGAAAAAUGGAAAACAGACCGCAAAACCGUCAAUCAUUCGACCCUGGAAUUUCCCAAGUAAUAAUCAAGCCAUGAUCAAAAGCAGUUUGGCGUCACCUUCUCCACCUCCGAGUCCCCGAACCCCAACCACCGGGGGUGGGAAACGGUUAGCCUUCAGCCCCUCCACCUCCACACCGUCGGAUGACCAAGUUCCAAUCGCGACGACCACUACUCAUCAAGGGGUUAGCAGAUUUCAGAGCGUGGCUCUCCGUGGUGGAGACACCAUUACUUCGAUGGACUCCAUGUCCACGUCCUUGUACAGAAAUACGCUCACGAACAAUAAUGAAAAUACGAUUACCGACACGAGCACGGUGGAUUCCACGACUUUUCGAAAAAUUAGGAACCGCAUGAGCUCCAAAUACGGUCGGAUGAGGAAAAGGGUCGUAUUUAAAAAUGGGGACUGUAAUCUUCAUCAAACUAACAUUUCCAAGAGGAGGAGAAAAUAUUUAGCGGAUAUUUUCGUAACGCUUGUCGAUCUCCAGUGGCGAUGGACAUUCCUAAUAUUUACGAUGAGCUUCCUUCUGUCCUGGACAUUUUUUGCAAUAAUUUACUGGUCCAUCUCCCUCAGUCAUGGGGAUUUGGAAGUGGAAAAUUUGCCACAAAAUCAGGAAACGUCAGGUUGGAGUCCGUGUAUAGCCAACUUCUGGGGGUUCACAAGCUCAUUUCUGUACUCUUUGGAGACUCAAAGCACAAUUGGUUACGGUUUUAGAUAUACCACCACCGAAUGUCCAGACGCAAUUUUCGUCAUGUGUGUUCAAACCAUUUUAGGAGUCAUAAUUCAGGCAGUCAUGGUCGGUGUCGUAUUUUCCAAAAUUAGUCGCCCCAAGAAGCGCACUCAAACCCUCAUGUUUAGCAAGUAUGCUGUGAUAUGUCAAAGGGAUGGCUCACUUUGUCUCAUGUUGAGGGUCGGAGAUAUGCGAAAGAGCCACAUUAUCUGCGCAUCUGUUCGAGCUCAACUGAUUAAACGUCGGAGUACGAUGGAAGGAGAAGUGCUCCCGUUUUACCAGCAUGAGUUAAAAGUGGGGGUGGAUAGCGACCAGCAAGCCAUUUUUUUCAUCUGGCCAAUGGUAGUUGUCCAUCAAAUUGACAAAGACAGUCCACUCUAUACAAUCUCUGCUGCAGAUUUAGCCCGUGAAAAAUUUGAAAUUGUCGUAAUUCUCGAAGGCGUCAUUGAAUCUACGGGAGCGACAACACAAGCUCGAACAUCCUACUUGCCCUCAGAAAUUUUGUGGGGUCAUCGGUUCGAGCCGUUGGUUUCCUUCAAGAAAGAACUGGGCGAGUAUUCGGUGGAUUACAGUUUAUUUAAUUCAUUUUACGAGGUGGACACACCCCUUUGCAGCGGAGAAGAGUUGGACGAAUUGCAGGCUGUUGAGCAGGACCUGAAGAGAGAAGGUCUGAAUCAACUUUUGACCCCAUUCCGGGUGGCAGUAGUGGACGAAAAAAGACAAGCUGGAAGACGGCAGAGUGCUGCAGCAGCCAGCAGCAAGAUGGAUUAAUUGGUCAAUUAUGUUGAUGUACAUUUUAUUACUGCAUGUGUAAUAGCAUUAAUUCUGUGGACCGAUUACACAUCCUUUUAGUUUCAUGAUUCCUUGAAAUUAUUUUGUAACUAUAUAAUAAUAAGCGUCUUCUUGUUAUGAAUGUACAUAUUCAUGUAUCUAAGCCGGUGACAAGCAAAAUAUGUUUUCAGUUAAUAAAGUUACCUCUGUCAUGCAUCAUUUCA
Folsomia candida is the source of this 3188-nucleotide messenger RNA. RefSeq names its product G protein-activated inward rectifier potassium channel 3. Gene Ontology annotation, biological process: regulation of monoatomic ion transmembrane transport; potassium ion import across plasma membrane. The coding region runs from base 1258 to 2964 and encodes 568 amino acids. The record is from RefSeq and is a predicted model, not a curated record. The transcript is spliced from 8 exons. Gene Ontology annotation, molecular function: inward rectifier potassium channel activity. Lineage: Eukaryota; Metazoa; Arthropoda; Collembola; Entomobryomorpha; Isotomidae. Gene Ontology annotation, cellular component: plasma membrane.